Apus apus (common swift) is the source of this 2214-nucleotide messenger RNA. RefSeq names its product Jun dimerization protein 2 (gene JDP2). Gene Ontology annotation, molecular function: RNA polymerase II cis-regulatory region sequence-specific DNA binding; DNA-binding transcription factor activity, RNA polymerase II-specific. Lineage: Eukaryota; Metazoa; Chordata; Aves; Apodiformes; Apodidae. The transcript has 3 exons. Bases 535 to 1350 code for a protein of 271 amino acids. Gene Ontology annotation, biological process: regulation of transcription by RNA polymerase II. The record is from RefSeq and is a predicted model, not a curated record. Gene Ontology annotation, cellular component: nucleus.
CUUGCACUGUAGCCAACAACCACCUGCUCUCAUUGCUUUUUUGGUGAUAUAACAGCUCUAGCUUUAUGGGCUUCCCAUUUUAGGUAUAAUUUUAUUUCUUUAUCUCUCAGCUGCUUGUUCUUCACAUUUCCUAGUAACUUCCUUUCUUCUGCCUGUAAGUGACUUGCCAAAGCUUGUUGUGAUUCUAUUCUCACUUGUGCUGCAAUGUUUUUUUGUGCCUGAUAGAAAAAGCCUUUUCCACCUUGCUCCAUUUUCCCUCCUCUUCAGCCUUUGCUUCCUAAUGUCUGUGCUGGGAGAUGUUUGUUCAGUGGCAGGUUUUUCCCUUGCAGUUUUAUCCCUGGUCCUCAUGUGCUGUGUCCCAGCCCUGGCCAGCAGGCUUAGCAUGCCUAGAAGAAAUCCAGCCUAAAGCAUACUGUGAUCCUCUUUGUGCCAUUUUCUUCUUGCAUUAAUAACCUGCACAUUAAUUGAAACUUAGUUAAGAGCAAAUCUUGAUCUUCUGCACUCCAGAGAGAGGUGUGCCUCAACCCAUAGUCCAUGGGACCACAUCACUGUCCUUGCAGACACUUCCUGUUCCUCUGGUGCUUUACCUCUCAGGUCUCUUCCCUUCAUGAUCUACACACCAGUAGCAUAUCCUUCCAAGCAGGAUGCAUAUGUUUCGUUUUUUUGUCACCCAGGUUCUGCUUAGUCCUUGCUUUUGUCAUCCCUGGGGAAAAGCAUUUGCUUUCCCUGUUUCACACCCCAUUGAAUGAUGGGACUGCAGAAUAUAUUUGGCUCAUGCCAUGUCGUGAGGCCCUGUGCCUGGGUUGUAACAGACUAUGUCUUGCUCUCUCUGCAGCCCACGAAGCUGUUUUCCUUGCUAUGAUGCCAGGACAGAUCCCAGACCCGUCCCUGACGGCCGGCGCGCUGCCUGGGCUGGGCCCCUUGACGGGGCUGCCGGGCACAGCCUUGACCGCCGAGGAGCUCAAGUACGCUGACAUCCGCAACAUCGGGGCCAUGAUCUCACCGCUCCACUUCCUGGAGGUGAAGCUUGGGAAGAGACCCCAGCCUGUGAAAAGUGAGCUGGAUGAGGAAGAGGAGAGGAGGAAAAGGCGCCGGGAGAAAAACAAAGUAGCAGCAGCACGAUGUCGUAACAAGAAGAAGGAGAGGACGGAGUUCCUGCAACGGGAGUCCGAGCGUCUGGAGCUCAUGAACGCUGAGCUGAAGGCCCAGAUAGAAGAGCUAAAACAGGAGAGGCAGCAACUGAUCCUGAUGCUGAACCGACACCGUCCCACCUGCAUUGUGAGGACAGACAGCAUCAAGACGCCCGAGAGCGAAGCCAACCCGCUGCUGGAGCAGCUAGAGAAGAAGUGAAGGUGGCACUGGGCCAGGAGGAGGAGACAGUGGCGCAGGGUCUUCCAGGGUCUCUAAUGUAUGUAUUGUAUGAAGAACUGUGCACCCAGGCCUGCUGCAGCCAGGGCCCAGUGGACUUCCUUGUGAACUAUGGACCAAACAAAUAUGGGAACAGCGAAGAUCAGGAACCUGUCAACCAUGUACUCUGAGGCUGAACCCGGGAGCAGGGCUAGCAGCUUCGGUGAGGGCAAUGUCCCUGUGAUACCUCAUCAUGGCCCUUCAGCCUGCUCGUGGCUCCGGGGACCCAUGCUGCUGCAGCACAUCCCACGAGGACCAGGUGCCCUGUGGGGAGCAGGGGCUGCAGGCAGGGGCAGGUGCCCACUGGUGCCCUGCCCGGGGGCUGCUGCUGCUCCUGGCAUGUGCUCUGGAGAGAAACCCCAGCCAAGAACCACAAACACUUGACGCAGCCCCGUCUGGUGGGCAGCCCUGUCGGGGCUCGGCGGCGCAGGCGCCCCCCACAAGCACACUCUCAGUAUAAUGUUUACAGCCCAGCUGUCCUUGUCGGCCGUGCUUUUGAAUGCACAUUUUUACACUUUUUUAAAAGUAUUUUUUACAAAGUUUUUAUACAGCGAUCUCUAUAUGGAUUUAUAUAAUCACUAGAUGUGAUCCUAUAGAAAUGUAUGUUAUGAUGGUCUGUUUGUUACAAAUGCAUAUGCCACAGUUAUCUCCAUUGUGUUACUUGUCUGGUAGCGUCCCACUCCUCCCCUGGGGCGCUGGGAAGGGGGUCCAGGCCACCCUCUGCAGAGGUGUCUCUGCCCUCUCCAUCCAUGUAUGUCCUUCAUAAUACUCAGUUCUGUAUCUCUCAGUAAAUGUUACCUUUACAUA